Messenger RNA from Vidua chalybeata, 1609 nucleotides. RefSeq names its product proliferating cell nuclear antigen (gene PCNA). The transcript has 5 exons. Gene Ontology annotation, cellular component: PCNA complex. Gene Ontology annotation, biological process: mismatch repair; translesion synthesis; regulation of DNA replication. Bases 131 to 1123 code for a protein of 330 amino acids. Gene Ontology annotation, molecular function: DNA polymerase processivity factor activity; DNA binding. The record is from RefSeq and is a predicted model, not a curated record. Lineage: Eukaryota; Metazoa; Chordata; Aves; Passeriformes; Viduidae.
GCGCGGCGGAGGGCGGGGCGGCGAAGUGCAUAAAAGGGGCUUGGCGGGCCGCCUCGGCGGAUUUUCAGUUGUUCCGCCUUGGAUUUCGUCCGUGCGCUCCCGCUGGUGCUACUGGUAAAACACUGCCAAGAUGUUCGAGGCGCGGUUGGUGCAGGGCUCAGUGCUCAAGAGAGUGCUGGAAGCCCUCAAGGACCUCAUCACCGAGGCCUGCUGGGACCUGGGUUCGGGCGGCAUCAGCCUGCAGAGCAUGGACUCCUCGCACGUCUCGCUGGUGCAGCUCACGCUGCGAUCGGAGGGCUUCGACACGUACCGCUGCGACCGCAACAUCGCCAUGGGCGUCAACCUGUCCAGCAUGUCCAAAAUCCUGAAAUGUGCAGGGAACGAGGACAUCAUCACCCUGCGGGCCGAGGACAAUGCUGACACCUUGGCGCUGGUGUUCGAGGCACCCAACCAGGAAAAAGUUUCUGAUUACGAGAUGAAGCUGAUGGAUCUCGAUGUGGAGCAGCUGGGAAUCCCAGAGCAGGAGUACAGCUGCGUGGUGAAGAUGCCCUCGGCCGAGUUCGCGCGCAUCUGCCGGGACCUGAGCCACAUUGGCGACGCCGUGGUCAUCUCCUGCGCCAAGGACGGCGUCAAGUUCUCGGCCAACGGCGAGCUGGGCAACGGCAACAUCAAACUGUCCCAGACCAGCAACGUGGACAAGGAGGAGGAGGCUGUGAGUGGGGAUGCGGGGCCCUGGGCUCGCCUGCAGAGCCGGUUCUCUGCCCUCUGGGGGAUCCUGGAGUUGGGAAGGAUUUGGGUUGGAAAGGGCCUUUGUAGAGGUCACCGAGGUCACUGCAGUGAGCAGGGACAGGGCCAUGGAGCCCCCGAGUCCCUCCAGCAUGAGCCUUACCCUGGGAGCUGCAACAGUGCCAGGCAGGCUGGGAGCAGCCAUGGCCUGAGCUGUGCCAGGCCUCUGGAAUCCUCUCCUGCUUGCCCAGGUUACAAUAGAGAUGAACGAGCCGGUGCAGCUGACCUUCGCCCUGAGGUACCUGAACUUCUUCACCAAAGCCACCCCCCUGUCCCCCACGGUCACGCUCAGCAUGUCUGCAGAUGUUCCUCUGGUUGUGGAGUACAAGAUCGCUGACAUGGGACACCUGAAGUACUACCUGGCCCCGAAGAUCGAGGACCAGCAGGAGGGCUCUUAACUGGAGCAGGACUGGGGGAGAUCUGCUCCUGGCUGGAGGCAGCAAUUCCAGAGCCUUGGAGCAUCCUGGGAGCACUGUAGCUGUGUCUUGUAGAUAUCUUUGUAAAUAUUUUUCAACUCGCUGUUUUGCUAUUCUGCUGUCAUUGGAAAUAGGAAAGCUGAGUUUUUCUAGUCUGUUCCUGUACUCCCAACAAUCUCUUGGAUGCUGUUGAAGGUGAAAUUUCGUACUCCUUGCAGCUGCUCUUGGAGAAGAGGGGCAAUAUUUAAUGGGUCAAGAUGUAUCCUGGAGUUUCCCCUGUGGAGCUGUAGCUUAGGGUUGCUGUUUUAUUAUCCCACCAGUUUAUGUGACCUUACUUCAUUUAUUUUUGAAGCCGAUAAUUCUGACUGAAACUCAGAAAAUGGAAAUAAAGAAUAUAAUUUCCUGGA